Molecule: messenger RNA, 1272 nt
Organism: Culex quinquefasciatus (southern house mosquito)
Lineage: Eukaryota; Metazoa; Arthropoda; Insecta; Diptera; Culicidae
Exons: 2
Coding region: 58-1200 (380 amino acids)
Source: RefSeq, a predicted model, not a curated record
CCGCAUCAAAACACGCGUGAUUGUUGAAACAUUUGGAACCGUUUUUCUUAGAAAGAAAUGGACAGUGCCGAGGAACAGUCGGAGAUGGAGUACGAUGAUUAUGAAGAGACGGAAUACCUCCGGGAUCCGGUUGACAUUGAUUAUGAUCCGUUUGCAGACGAACGCGUCGAUGCCGAAUCGACCGAGGACGACUCCGUCGAAGACGGAAACGAAAGUAAGGAUGAUCAAGAAGAGGAAGUUCAAGUAGAAGGAGAACCGUCGCAAAAUCGAUCCCAAGUUCUGGAAAUCACCAGACCAGGCGGCGAGGACCUUUUUUCGUUUGAAGGCGUUUUUUGCCAGCGUAAUUUCAAAAACCAGCUCAGACCGAAGGAGUGUUUCGUGAAAACGGUCUGCGGGCAAUCGGUUGGAGAUAUAAUCGAUUCUUUGUGGGAAUCUGGCGUGAGCCUGGUGAAACGCAAGAUCAUUUUCGACGACGACGUCCCAAUGUGGGCUGAUGAAGAGAAGCCUGGCCGAGAAUCGGUGGAUUGCUUUAUAACGGUCCAGGACGCGACGGUCAAAAAAAUGUACGAGCUGAGAAGUCUGACCCCGAAGUUGUUGCAGAAGUGGCGAGGAAAGUCAAUUAAGAUUCUUGUUCAUGCGUAUUCAACUAAUGUUGAAUCAAGUGCGCAGUUCAACGAUGUUUUGAAGAGGCUAAUCGCUCCAUCCAGGCCAGAUCGAGCUGGGGCAAAUUCUACCGUCGACGAGGCAGCUCUAGCUAAUGAGCUUCGUGAUGGGCACCAACACUUGGAUGGACAUUUUAGUUCAUGGAUGUUGUGGGCCAGCAUCAUACACGGAUCAGCAGCGCACAAACAGGAAACGAUGAAAAAGGAAGCGAACCCCCCGACCAUGAUCUCAAAGUAUUUCCGCUGGGUUGGUGUUUCAGAAGCAGCCCGACUGGACUCAGUUCAUCGUGGAAUGGUGGUCGCCAACACGAUGAAUGCGCGCUGGACUAAGCAGGUCGCCGACAUCAAAAUCGAUUUGUCUGCAGCUUUGAAUUUGCUGCAAGGGGCGUUUAAGAAGAUCGAGUUGCUGGAGGCAGAGACAAAGGCAAGCGCGGAUAUUACGGCCGCGAUGGAAACAGCAGUUCAGCCUGAAGAGAACGAGUUGAGCCAGCACCUGGCAUCCCAAGUUACGGACAGACGGGAUUCUGACCAUGAAUGAAUGCUUCAUUGUGAUUUUAUCACUUUUAUACUCGAAAUAAACUUUUUUUAGUCGUAUGCUAGGUCGUAUGUU